Colletotrichum scovillei is the source of this 2391-nucleotide messenger RNA. RefSeq names its product serine carboxypeptidase. Gene Ontology annotation, biological process: apoptotic process; proteolysis. Gene Ontology annotation, molecular function: serine-type carboxypeptidase activity. Bases 338 to 2194 code for a protein of 618 amino acids. The record is from RefSeq and is a predicted model, not a curated record. Lineage: Eukaryota; Fungi; Ascomycota; Sordariomycetes; Glomerellales; Glomerellaceae. The transcript has 3 exons. Gene Ontology annotation, cellular component: trans-Golgi network.
UUCCGCUCUCGCCUUGGGGUCCACGGCUCAGGUCCUGCUCCUGGAUAAUUCAAUCGAACUGUACCUUGACCAUUUGCGCGUCGUUCUUUUUUUCCACUUCUCCUUCCUUUCCCAUCUUUCUCUCCCUCCCGAACCUCCGCCCUCCCUCCAAACAACCACCCUAAUCUGCAAAAUACACGUCCGUCCUGCUACGGAUUGUGGUCGUUCUCUCUUCGUCCUUUUCAUUGCUGGGGGGAAAGACGACGUCUCUAUGAAAUCGCGGAUCGGAACACAUCCGUAACUCUAUCUACCUAAUCCGACCCAGGUAGCCUCGGGGAGGCCGUACACUUCCCCCAUCAUGGCUAUCCUCUCGAUGGUGCCAGCGCUUCUGCUUGCGCUGGCAUCAUGGACGCCCGCCGUCGCCGCCCAGAGCGCCGCCGACUACUUUGUCCACGAGCUGCCCGGCGCACCCAAGGAGCCUUUCAUUAAGAUGCACGCUGGCCACGUCGAAGUAACACCCGAACACAACGGAAACCUCUUCUUCUGGCAUUUCCAGAACCAACACAUCGCCAACAAGCAGCGCACUGUCAUUUGGUUGAACGGCGGUCCAGGAUGCAGUUCCGAGGAUGGCGCCCUGAUGGAAAUCGGUCCCUACCGAGUCAAGGAUAAGGACAACCUCGAGUACAACAACGGCUCAUGGAACGAGUUCGCCAACCUGCUCUUCGUCGACAACCCCGUCGGUACCGGUUUUAGUUACGUCGAUACCGAUAGCUAUCUGCACGAGCUCCCCGAGAUGGCCGACCAAUUUGUUGCCUUCCUCGAAAAGUGGUUUGCCAUGUUCCCCGAGUACGAACAUGACGACCUCUACAUCGCCGGUGAAUCGUACGCCGGUCAGCACAUUCCUUACAUUGCGAAGCACAUCCUUGAGAGAAACAAGAAGCCUGGCACGAAGCACAUUUGGCAGCUCAAGGGCCUGAUCAUGGGCAACGCUUGGAUCUCCCCCAAGGAGCAAUACGACGCCUACUUGAAAUACGCAUACGAGAAGAAGCUCAUCGAGACGGGAUCUCCCGUCGCGUUGAAGUUGGAGCAGCAAUGGCGCAUUUGCCGCACCUCGCUGGCCGUCUCAAACACUGUCGAUUUCUCCGAGUGCGAGGCUGUCUUGCAGAGCCUGCUCGAGCAGACGGCCAAGGUGAACUCCAAGGGCGAGCGCGAGUGCAUCAACAUGUACGACAUUCGCCUCCGCGACACCUACCCUUCGUGCGGCAUGAACUGGCCCCCAGACUUGGUCAACGUCACCCCCUACUUGCGCAAAACCGAAGUUGUCAACGCCCUGCACAUUAACCCCCAAAAGAACACCGGAUGGAAGGAAUGCAACGGUGCCGUUGGUGCCGCUUUCAGAGCUCCCAACUCUGCGCCGUCGAGAGAUUUCCUUCCCGAUCUCCUCAAGGAGGUUCCCAUUGUUUUGUUCUCCGGCGCCGAGGAUCUUAUUUGCAACCACAUGGGAACCGAACAGAUGAUUGGCGACAUGGAAUGGAACGGUGGCAAGGGUUUCGAGCUUACUCCCGGCAACUGGGCUCCUCGCCGCGACUGGACGGUCGAGGGCGAAGCUGCCGGUUUCUGGCAGGAGGCCCGCAACCUCACCUACAUUCUCUUCUACAACUCUUCUCACAUGGUGCCUUUCGACUACGCUCGCCGAAGUCGCGAUAUGCUCGACCGUGUCAUGAAGGUUGACAUCAGCUCUGUUGGCGGCACGCCUACCGACUCCCGACUCGACGGCGAGACCGGCCCAGCCACCUCGGUCGGCAACAUUGGCAACAGCACUUCCGACGACGAGGAAACGCAGAAGAAGUUGGACGAUGCGAAGUGGAAGGCAUACUACCGCUCGGGCGAGAUUGUCCUCAUCAUUGUCAUCAUUGCAGCGGGUGCUUGGGGUUGGUACGUCUGGAAGGAGCGCCGCAAGCGCAGGGGCUACUCUGGCAUUAUGGGCAACACCCCUCCUACCACUCAAAGAGGCGCCGCGCGUGGUCUCGAGGGGUUCCGCGAUCGGAGGACUGGUCGCGACGUUGAGACGGGCGAUUUCGAUGAGAGCGAACUGGACGACUUGCACGUAACGACACCAACGAUGGAUAAGGACCGCUACAGUGUGGGAGGCGAUAGCGAUGAUGAGGCUCAUGAGAAGCCCUCGAGAGCAAACGGCAGCCGCUCAGCGCGGUAAAGGAAUCGACGACAGCUUUGCAAUGAUAUGCAAGGUUGGCACAGGUCAAACACUAUUAUUGAUGCUCCUCCAAACAAUGCAUGGAAAGUUUAGCGAAGGUUAUCUUUUUUCAAAGGGGCAGAGGAUGAAUGAACAUUAGGCUUCAGCACGGAAACGGAGUUUUAUAUGAUGUCUGAAUAAGGAUAGAAGCAAGAAGG